Molecule: messenger RNA, 471 nt
Organism: Pochonia chlamydosporia 170
Lineage: Eukaryota; Fungi; Ascomycota; Sordariomycetes; Hypocreales; Clavicipitaceae
Exons: 1
Coding region: 1-471 (156 amino acids)
Source: RefSeq, a predicted model, not a curated record
AUGAAAUCCUCUAGUUUCAGAAGCCCAAGAUGGCCUCGUGCAUAUAUCCAGCACGGCAUAUGUCCAGCCACGACUGUCCUCCCAUCGAACCGCCAAACCAUUCUCACCACGUACACCAAGCCCAGUCACCGAAGUCAAGCGGAAGACUCGGAUCUCCCCUACGGCCUCAAUGCGCGGCCAUAUCAUAACCCUAAAUCUAUUGGACACUUCCAGCCUUGCAUAGGCACAAAGGUGGCAUUGCAGCCACCAUUUACCGCGGGUGGCAUUGUUGGCUUCCGCGUAGUCUCAGACUCAAACUUUGAUACGUUUAACAUUGCGCCUCGUUUGUCGUGUAAAUCUCUCCGAGCCGCCUUGUCCCCGUGUAUAUGGGGUCAAAAAAACCAAAGUGUGCAAGCCGAGGAAGGUAACCGGUGUAGGAACACGGUGGUUUAUAAUGUCAGCCUAGACGAUUGUAGUUUGGGAGAGAUGUAG